Molecule: messenger RNA, 2041 nt
Organism: Dendroctonus ponderosae (mountain pine beetle)
Lineage: Eukaryota; Metazoa; Arthropoda; Insecta; Coleoptera; Curculionidae
Gene: Cluap1
Product: clusterin-associated protein 1
Exons: 7
Coding region: 630-1868 (412 amino acids)
Biological process (GO): cilium assembly
Cellular component (GO): centrosome; intraciliary transport particle B; cilium
Source: RefSeq, a predicted model, not a curated record
UUGAUUAUUUUCUAGCCGACAAGUUCAAAUCAGAGCACUUUCUGUAUUAGUAUUUUCGAGUCUCGAGGAUUUUAACGUUUGCAAAAUCUUACAUACAAAUAUCUUUCUUUAUUUCUUAUUUAUUUCGCAUAAGACGCCCCACACUACAUCUAACUUACACACUAAAUCCGCAACCAUAAUUACCAGUAUUUCCACUAAUUCUGUGUAAAACGGCUUUCAGCAAAAGCAAGUAAUACUUUAAUACGGCGCAGUUGUAAGACAACGUUCAACCCUUGUUAAAUCUAUUUUAAUUUCAUUCGUUUUUCUAAUACAUGCUUAAUUUUAUUAUUUUGUAAAAAUAUGAAAUAUGUACUAAUGAGUAAAGUUUGUAAAAAUCCAGUUGACCAAUAGGUAAUAGGUAAAUUAAGCUUCACUAAAUGUUCUCCCAGAAAGAAAAACAUAUAUUUAUAAUUUAAAAUGCAAAAGUGAAACACCCAGUAUAUAAAAAUUAAGUAAGCAGAUGUCAUAAUUGAUUCAGCGUAUUUCACCUGCUCUAUCGAAACUAUGACAACAAGAGCAGAACAUACAAACUAAAGUCACAAUUACUGUUUAUUAUUGAGCGGAAUCACCUCCGAAAAGGUCGUAAAGUGAUGUCGUUUAGAGACGUUCGAAAUUUGCUUGAAAUGCUUCGGGCUCUGGGAUACCCAAAGCUGGUAUCCAUGGAAAGUUUCCGCAAACCCAAUUUUCCUUUAGUAGCAGAUCUGCUUGUAUGGUUAUCCAAACGGUUUGACCCAGAUGUGGACAUACCUUUAGAAAUCGCUACAGAAGAAAACAGAGUAAAGCUUAUUAGGAAUUCUGCGCAAUUUAUGGCAUUAAAAGGCAGCAUUAAACUAAACACAAAACGCCUGUAUCAAGCAGAUGGAUAUUCAGUUAAGGAACUGCUGAAAAUUGCAUCCCUUCUUUAUGAUGCCUUAAAUGUAAACUUGGAUGAGAAUGAAGAAGAUCAAAUGAAUGAAGAAAGUUUUAGUUAUCGAGAUUUUGAUAUUUCCGAUAAGGUAAACGAUCUCAAGCUGUCCAGGCAAUUGGCGAGCGAAAUAACGAGCACUGGAGCAACAUUAUUUGAUCUUCUUGGUAAAGAAGUGGACCUUAGAUCAGCUAGACAGAGAAGUAUGGGCAGACAAUUCGAGUUAUCCGAGGUGGAGGCAGGUGUAAAGAAAGCGAUAGAGUCAAUAAAUCAGGAAAUAAGCGAGACUAAACAAUUAAUUGACAACGUUGCAGCAACUGAAGCCAGUUUAGACUCGAAGAUUGAACGGAGAAAGAUCGAGUUGGAUCGUUACGAAAAACGGUUGCAAACUUUAAAAAAAGUCAGGCCAGCGUUCUUAGAAGAAUUCACUGAACUUGAACAAGAACUGGAGCAGCUUUUCGUCCAGUAUUCUGUUAGGCUAAGAUGUCUAAACCAACUGGAAAAGCAGUUUUCUGACUCAGAGCGAAUACAGUUGGAGAAACAGAUGCAAAUUACAUCUCCCCGAGUGCCGACCAUUCCAUUAGACAAAUUCGAAGGAAAUGACGAUUUUCUGGAAAUGGAAAAUACUGAAGAAAGACAAGGUGCUAUUAAUCGACAGGAAAGACCUAGAGCCAGUACCGCAGGUCGCAAAUCACGAGGCAAAACGUUUGGAUCCAUGCAGCCGCCUAUGGCAGACAGCCAAUCAUCUCUUGAUCUCAGUUCAGAUUCUGAGACUGACUUGUUUAUUAAUAAAGAAGAACCAGAGUUGAUGCACUCAGAAGAUGAAUCACUAGCUCUUGAAUUAUCUGCAAUAGACCGAAGAGCUCCAUCAGGCAGAAAGACUGGCAGCAAAAUGCCAGAGCCCAAUAGUGAUGACGACUUUUAGAAAUAAAAGGCCGACGUUUUUUUAUGUGAUUUAGAUGGGAUUGUAGAGGAUCUGCUUUCGAAUAUAGAUCAGUUAAGUGACAGGAUUACUAAUAUUUUGCAGCAGCUAAUUUCUACAAAUUAUUGCCCUCAAUUUCUUGCCGAUUUAGUCAAUAAACUAGUCAUUAAAUCUCA